AUGAAGCUAGUCCAAAGCUUUGCAAUUGCAUUGCUCCCAGUCUAUGCGCUGCUCUCCCAUGCUUUCGUCACCGUGGGGGCCAAUGAAGAGCUGGUACAGCAGCAGCAGCAGCACACUCUCAGCCAUGGAAAGCUCUCCGACGUGAUAGCCGCAUCACCAUUGUUGUCGCUGCAUCGUGCCAUCUGCGAGGUCGAAUCGAUAACCGAUAACGAAGCCGCGGUGGGGAAGCUGCUCGUCUCGAUUCUCGAGGCGCACAAUUUCACGGUGCUUACAGAGAGUGUCCCGCCGCCGACCGUGGGGUCGGCAAGCAAUGCAAAGGAAAGAUUCAAUAUCUAUGCGUACCCGGACGUCUCAAAGUAUGAAGGCCCUGUCCCUGCGACGUCUGACGCAAGUCGGAGCCAGCCAAAGGUACUCUUGACCUCGCACAUUGACACGGUCCCCCCACAUAUCCCGUACUCGUUGUCUCUUCCUACCAAGAGAAUCGAUUCCUUUCCUGCGACACCGUUCUCGCGCAAGGACAUACUCAUUUCCGGCCGCGGGACGGUCGACGACAAGGCUUGCGUGGCGGUGCAAGUCCAAACGGCGUUGGACCUGCUGUCCACUACUGUGUCCCCUUCGGACAUUGCGCUACUGUUCGUGGUGGGCGAGGAAAAGAGGGGCGACGGCAUGCGCCAUUUCUCCUCGUCGCAGGUCUACAACCACACGCGCAACAACUACAAGGCCAUCCUCUUCGGCGAACCGACAGAGGGCAAAUUAGCGACGGGCCACAAGGGGAUUGAGAUGCUCUCGCUGCGGGCCCGGGGCAAGGCGGCGCACAGCGGCUAUCCAUGGCUCGGAAGGAGCGCCAAUAGCAUGAUCUUGCCCGCGCUGGUGGUGUUGGAUAAACUGGGCGACACGCCCGAGGAGGAGGGCGGACUGCCCCGGAGCGACAAGUACGGGAAAUCUACAGUGAACGUCGGGUUCAUGCAGGGAGGCGUGGCGGCCAACGUGGUGCCCGAGUUUGCCAUGGCCGACGUGACCUUCCGGCUCGCCGGGGGAACCGUCGCGGAUGUUCGGAAGAUUGUCACGGACGCGGUGCGCAAGGUCGACCCGGAGGGACUGCUGGAUUUGCAGUUCUCUCAAGGCUACGGGCCCGUGCCGCUGGACGCGGACGUGGAGGGAUUUGAGACCAUCACGGUGAACUACGGGACGGACGUGCCGAAUCUGGACGUUGGAGAAGGGGUCAAGAAGUAUCUGUACGGGCCCGGGAGUAUUCUCGUUGCACAUGGAAAGGACGAAGGUCUUACAGUUGGGGAUAUGGAGGAGGCCUUGGAAGGGUACAAGAGGUUGGUGAUGCAUGCGUUGAAACUGUAA
Molecule: messenger RNA, 1353 nt
Organism: Fonsecaea erecta
Lineage: Eukaryota; Fungi; Ascomycota; Eurotiomycetes; Chaetothyriales; Herpotrichiellaceae
Exons: 1
Coding region: 1-1353 (450 amino acids)
Molecular function (GO): hydrolase activity
Source: RefSeq, a predicted model, not a curated record